Messenger RNA from Helicoverpa armigera (cotton bollworm), 5035 nucleotides. RefSeq names its product thioredoxin-related transmembrane protein 1. Gene Ontology annotation, molecular function: disulfide oxidoreductase activity. The record is from RefSeq and is a predicted model, not a curated record. Gene Ontology annotation, cellular component: endomembrane system. Lineage: Eukaryota; Metazoa; Arthropoda; Insecta; Lepidoptera; Noctuidae. The transcript has 7 exons. The coding region runs from base 25 to 936 and encodes 303 amino acids.
GGCAACAUUAAAUCAAAAUCAAACAUGGCGCGCGUACACACGGUUCCGCAAAUUUUUCAUUUUUUCAUUUAUUUCUCAUUUAUUUUAUGUUGUUUUACUGGUUUUGUGAGUGCCAAUCGCGAAUUGAAUGAAGACAACUGGAUAGAAAUCCUUGAGGGAGAAUGGAUGGUCGAAUUCUACGCCCCCUGGUGUCCAGCGUGCAACGCCCUAUCCCCGGCAUGGCGAGAGCUAUCAACGCGAGCCACGCGCAAAUCCCUCGGCGUGCGGACUGCGGCGGUAGACGUUACCAAGUCUCCUGGACUUAGCGGGAGAUUUGUGGUCACUGCGCUGCCUACUAUCUUCCAUGUGAUCGACGGUGAAUUCCGCCAAUACAAGGGUCCCCGGGACGUGGAUUCCAUGCUGGGCUACGUGGAAGACCAGCGCUGGAAGCAGACGGAACCAGUCCCAUCGUGGAAGGCGCCCAACUCCAUACAAAUGACUCUGGUCGCUGAGUUCUUUAAACUAAGUCAAGCGCUCAGGAGUGUGCACAACAUGCUGAUGGAAACAUACGGGCUGCCUACAUGGGGUUCCUAUCUGAUCUUCGCAUUAGCCACCAUAUUCAUUGGAGCACUACUCGGACUGAUCCUAGUGUGCAUCAUAGACCUGCUGUACCCGCCGCGGCGCGGGGAGAAGGUGUUCGUCUCGCAGCAGGAGCUCGACAAGCGGGCAAGGGGCGACCAGGAUGCUAAGGACAAGUCCGAUGAUGAUCAGGAGCUGAUCAACGACGACAUCGUGGAUGACGACGACAAUGAAAAGAACAGCGAUGCAGAGAAGAAUUCACCCAGCGAUUCAUCAGAGGAAGACAAAGAGAAGCCGGCGGCAGCGGGCGGCGACUCCGCCCCCGCGGGCGCCGAGCGAGGCGAGGUCCGCAAGCGCAGGCCCCGCAAGGCCGACUAGGCGACCGCCCGGGUCUAACCCACACACUUGCUUACGCCGGGGACCUACAGUUUUAACUGCAGAGAUAAAAAAAUAAACAAAAUAACUAGCGGAGAUGUCAUAACACAAAUUAUUCUCCUAAGAAAGUAGCGCGACAACAUGCGGGUGUUCGGGGGACGAGGAACGUUACUAGCUCCGCCCUUACAAGCCUUCUUUGGAACCAAAUCACCUCUCAAUCAAGAGCAAUCUUUGACAGAUUGGUCUUAGUUUGACAAGGAAGUAGAACGCUUCGUUGGUUCUAGUAACUGAUUUCUUUUUCGAUCUGCUCUGAUGGUUUUGAUAUGACAUCUCCGCUAAUCUUUCCUUCCUCUGUAAUCAAAAUACUCGAACUGUUAAGCCAAAAUUGAGAAAUGUACAGUAAAACUGACAAAACGUUAUCAAUAUUAACUAUCAUAGUUAAAACUGAAGGUCUGUAGCCGGCUUUACACAACAACACUAAGACAACGCCGGUUAACGUAUUUUCUGAUAGUGUGCUUUUUCAAAAUGUUGGUUUUAGUAAAAAAAUAUGUAACGAAAACACUGUUUGGUCAGUUUAAGUAUUGUUAGGUAUCUAGAGGAGAUUCUAUUUAUGCUAAUUUCAUAUACCAAUAAGGUUCGGGGGGUCGUCGCCUUCCGUAAUAUGACUUCGUAAGGUCAUGAACCCUUUUUUAUGUGAAUUUCUUAUCUACUAUAAAAUAUACAAAAUAUUGAAAACACGCACACAAUAAAUUAUAAAAUCUAAAUAAUAUAAUUUACUUACACUAUCGGAAAAUAUUGAAAUCGACUUACAACAAGCGAAUUAUAAAGUUGGUUAGACCUCUUAGAGCGUAAAUAUAAAAUUCCUGAGCCUUAGAGGUCAGAAAAAAAGCGAAGCCUUAUAGCGGUUUCUUAUUAGCAAGGAGAAUUUGCCCUUGACCUUCAAGGUCACUAAUUGUCGCGAAUUGAGUAAUCAGUUUCAAUUAAACGAAAUAAUCUUUAUUUUAGUAUUUGCAAUGUUAAUUGUGGUUGCCAGAUAAAAAAAAGCCUGCCUUAAAAUAUCACCUAGCUUCCACCCGUUGUUUCACCCGCGUCCCGAGGAAACUUUCCCGCACAUGGAUAAAAACGUACACCCAUAUAAACUUUCGCAUUUAUAAUGUACAUGAAAUAUCUGGCAACACUAUUAACAUGGCAUGAAAUAAAAUAAUUGAAACAUUGGCAACACUGGUAUCUUAAUUCGCGACCGGCCUAUAACACUAUGGUAUGAGAAAAGUAAAAGUAAAGAUUGUUUGUAGUGCUCGAUUCAUACCAUUUGUAUUUCUUGUAGUGUGUUGAUAUUUAACUCAUUUUUAUUUUUAAACGGUAAUGAAGAUUAAACAUACAUCAGCACAAAAAAAUGGCUAGAAACUAUAUAAUAAAAUGUUAGGAAAAAUAUGUAGUACCCAAACCCUCGAUUAACUGUCUCGCGGCAAUUAACGCUACAUAUUUUUCCUAACAUUUUAUGUCAUGGAUUCCCUCAGUGACGCCUAAUUCCAUAAUUUUAUAUGGUAUCUUAUGUAUUCAGCGUUAAUUUUUUGCCAUUUACAUGCAUUUAUUAGCAUUAUCAACAUCUUAGAUAUAAACUAUUGAGUUAAUGCUUGGAAAGUAAUAGUAGUUAAAUAUCAACAUUCACAUAUGUUAAAAUUAUUCUAUCUGUGUUGUCUUCCCAUUAUUUUUAACUGUCAUUUAUUAUUUAAUAAUUAUUAUUAUUCAAUAUUUUUUCUAUAAAAAUGUUUUGCUUUUCAAGUAAGCUGAAUCUUUUUAUUCAUAUAUUUUAUAGUAUUUCAUUCCAUAAAAAGCAUUAAACAAGAUAUAUUCGUAUUUUCUCACAUACUAGAAACAUGUUGGCAUAAGUUUUAUAUGAAAAAUAUUCAACUCCAAAAAGGUCUAAUUUUCCAUAUAAAUAUGUACGAAAAUACGAACUGUUCUUAUUACAAUAUAAUAUGAGUGUACAAAAUAUUGUAUUUCGUUGCUUUUUCCAAAAUGUCCUCAUUUUCAACGACCAUUUAAAUCGAAAUUAUUACUUUAUAUUAUUUACUGUUCGGGUGUUUGGUGUGAGUGUAUGAAUGAGUGUCGUUACGGCUCAAUUUGAUUGCAUUUCGACGUUCACUAGUAUUUUGUAAUCUCACAGUCUUUUAUAGUGAAGGUUGAUGUAGUUUUGGUAAAUAACUUUAGCAUUAUAUAGUAUUUUAAAAAACAAUACUACUAUUUCUUCCUACGAAAACCUCUUCCUUUUUGGAAAGUCGGUUAAAAAGAUCAUAAAAUUAAAUCACUAUGUAUCAAGCUUGCUUUGAUCAGUCAGCCUGCUACCACCGACUGACUGAGCAAUAUUUGACUACAUACACUAUAUCUUUUUAUCUCAUCUUUUAUCUUAUGAAUAUUUCAACACUUUCUUUGUUAAAAAAUCAUGUCUUGAUCUAUACUUUCGACUUAUCGACCAUUUACUAGCUAAAGUUAUUUACAGAAAACUACAUAAAAAUCCUUCACAUAGCAUUUAUCAAUCACAGAGUGUUUAGUUUGCACCAAAUUUAGUGUAAUUUUACUUUUAUUUAAAUCAUAAAACUUGAGACUUUCAUCAAAGUAUUAUAUAAGUAUAUUUUAUUUUUAACGUAAUUUUGUAUUCAUUGGGUAGUUUGCUUAUGUAUUGUUAGUUUUUGGAUAAUAGAGUAUUUUACUUAUGGCCAAGAAUAAGUUAUAUUAUGUAGAUACAGGGGUACCUAUUACAAUAAAAAAUACACAACACUGUCAACAAGAAAGCUACAUCAUUGUCCUAUUGCCAACUGAGCCUAAAAAGCCCUAAAUGUGUAGUUAUGAAAUUACCACAACGAAAGUUAACUUUCCAUAAGCAAUUACGCCAACGAUUUUAUUUUAUUUUUUACAGAAAGUUUAAGAAAAUUGGAUGGAAUGAGACUAAACGAAAUCAUGUGAAAAUAUUCAUUCAAGAUUUUUUUAUUCAUGCCCAUCGUGUUUUGAGUUGAGUGGUGAAGCAGUAAUAAUUAUUAUAAGUAUUUAUAUUAUCGCUUUUUAUAUAACGAGGCUAAUAUAUCAUUUAUAUAUUUUAUGGAGGCUAACAAUUAUUUUACAGCCUUAAAAAUAUUAUUUUCUCGAUCAAUUGAAGGAUAAUACUAAUUUUAUAUGUAAUCUGCUUCGCCUCUUCGCUCUAAGCGCGGUGAAAAUCACAUUCCUCUUGCGAGUAAUGAAUUGAGCGCUCAAUAAUAUACAAUGUAUCGAUCUACGUACUUAUUGAGAUUAGAAUUAUGUAUUAGGCCUCACGUUGUGUCACUUUUAGCAUUAUAAUAAAGAAGAACUAAUAUAUAAAUAACGUUUACAAGACAGUAAAACAGCUAAAGUGAAGAAAAAAAAACGAUUCUUACACAUACAAUGCUAAAAGUUCUACAAAAAGUAAUAUUUAUUUAUUUGUUGCAAUACUCAAAUUAUAUGUUCGCUUAUAUUUUAUUAUGGUUUUAUGUAUUAUGAUGAUUAUAUUAUACAUUAUUUGAAUACACGAAACAUUAGGGUUAUUGAAAUUGUAACGAACGGAGCGCUGUGGUGGUUUGUAUCGAAAACGAGAAGGGAUAACUGAAACUGUAUUAUUAAAGUCUAUAUUACAGAAUUAUAACACUCAAGUAUAUUAUUUAGAGCUUAGCUUUUUAGUUUAGGGCUCUAAUUUUAAUUAGAACUUGAGUUUGUAACUGUUAUAAGACAGCAUAAGCCCAUAUGCGAUAUAUAACUGUUACUCGUUAAAAUCAGAGUCGAUUGAAGCAAGUUGUCAGUAGUAAGUAAACUAUAGUUUUUCAGAGUAUUAUGUAUUUUAUAUCGACUGCAAAUACGAGUAGCAAGUGUUUAUAUAAUAUAUAAUCAUUAUUUUUUCUUCUGAAUUUGUAAUAUUCCAUUUUCAGCGUAGAAUUUUAUGGUUGGAAUUCAAAGUUUCAGUUAUCCCGGCUCGGUGUGGUAUUGUCAUUGUUAACAUGAAAAUUGCCUUGUACAAAGACUUAAGAUUGUUUUAAGUGUUGCGUUUAUAUUAACUAUUGACCUAGUGACUUGCUGAAUAAAAUUUGUAUUUGUA